Molecule: messenger RNA, 1851 nt
Organism: Clupea harengus (Atlantic herring)
Lineage: Eukaryota; Metazoa; Chordata; Actinopteri; Clupeiformes; Clupeidae
Gene: zmynd12
Product: zinc finger, MYND-type containing 12
Molecular function (GO): protein binding
Source: RefSeq, a predicted model, not a curated record
GUUUCUAGCUCCUCCACUAGCAAGGUGCUAACAUGGAGUCAUGGGUGCAAUACUCUAGGGGAGUACACAUGCUAAUGAAACCGUAUAUCCGUAACCUAAGCGCUUUGGAUUUAAGCCUCUGAUAAAUGCAAACAUAAACUUCCACCCUUCUAGGUCUGUUACCUCGUGGAGCUGUAUUUUAUACGAUGGGAAAUGCGGAAUGGGAAGAGAAAGAAAACAAAAAGGGUGCAGGGUGAAGAGAGAGAAAAAUACCAGAAGAGAAUACCAUUAGAAGUCGUUGAUAGAGAGGUCCUUCUGAAAAACGUAGGGAAAUAGCAGUGACCUGAGGUAAAACAACAGGAUGAAAAGUAGAUAAGAGACGUUGGUGUCAUUACUUCACCAGGCAAACCGCUAGAUGGCGAUCAGCCAUCAACAUAAUGUAAACGCUAGUCAGUCGACUUUUUAGUAGGCGCCUUAUAUAGCUUUUUUUUGUCGAUAAAUGUCACUUGAAAUAAAUACUAAAAGAUAACGUCUUUGUGUUUUUCUGUUGACGGCUUGAUCCGGAGACAAACACGCAUUUCUUUUGACAAAAUAGUGAGAUGUUUGAGAAGUUCAGGGGUCGUUUCCAUAGAAACACAUUAACGUCGUCCAAGCUGGACUCCAGAAGUUGUCAUGCUAACGUGAAGUGAGUUUGUCAACACAAUAUAUCUUCGUACGCGUGGAAAGCUCGUCUAAAUAAUAGUGUGAAAAUGUCAGCUGCAGUAAAUCCACUGGCUAACCCUAAAGGAGGGAAGAAGUUAUGCGAAUUAUGUCACAAACCCGCCUAUCUUCAAUGCACAAAGUGCGGUGUGACUUUCUACUGUGACAUUGCCCAUCAAGAAGCUGAUUGGCUGAGUAUCCAUAACAGGGUGUGCCAGAUGCUGGUGCCCGUUCGAACGCCCACCCCCUUUCACAAUCUCCAGACAGAGAGAGACCACCACCGCGCAGAGAUACGCAAGGCUCAGGAGCAGCUCAUCUCCAUGUCUGAGGAGGAGGCUAGACGUUGGCUGUUUGAGGGGCGUUGUCAAGAGGCUCUUCCUGCCGCCCGGCUCUGCCUCCGUAUCGCCAUGGAAACGCACGGACCCAACGCCGUACAGCUGGUACCCGCCUAUCUGCUGCUUGCCGAGGCCAAUGUAGGCCUAGGCAGCCCCUCCCUGGCUGAAGAGUACCUGUCCCAGGCGGAGUGGACUGUGCUGAAGACCCCCGACUGCAGUGGGGUCCUGAGACACCGGCUCCACAGGAACCUGGGCAGCCUGUACAGCACCACAGACAACCCGGACGCCGCACUGCAACACUACGCCAACGACGUGUAUUAUGCCAGUGAGCAGUAUGGUCUGGACAGCAUAGUGACUUGUGGAGGUUACUUCCUGAUGGCCAGUGUUUUCCAGAAACAGAACAAGAUGGACAUUGUCAACUCUCUCUACAGCAAGGUGGCAGACAGUUGGCAUGGUCAUCUGAGUAAGCUGAUGGAGAACAGGAUGAAGCUCUCAGUACACCAGACUCUCAGUGAGGUCGAGCGUUGUGAAGGUGAUCGGACUCUGACAUCGAUGCUGGAACAACAGGAGGAGAUGAACACUGACUCCGCCCUCAACCAGUUUAACUCCGCCCAGUUGCUGCACUGCCUUUCCAUGCUCUGGAGCCUCGCUGGCUCCUGGACUAAGGCGCUGCAGUUUGGCCAUAGAGCUCUGGUGGAGAGCCAGCGUGUGAAGGACCACAGCCUCACAGGACCCAUUCAGGAGCUGCUCACCUGGGCUCAGGCACAGCACACACACACACACUGAUCACACACACACACACUGAUCACACACACACACACACACACCGCCAGCCAUC